GAAUAACCCUCUAUCCGGAGACCGGAGACGUUGAUCUUGAUGCCUGUAUAUUCCCCUCUCUUUAACAACCUCUCAUCUUACUAAUUUCAAUGGCGUCUGCUUCAUCUUCUGCUUCUCUGCUAUAUCAUACCAGCUGCUAUGAUGUUUUUCUAAGCUUUAGAGGUGAAGAUACGCGUAAUUCUUUUACAGAUCAUCUGUAUGCGGCUUUAGUACGAACAGGACUUCGCACUUUUAGGGACAAUGAUGAAAUCGACAGAGGUCAACAACUCAAGCCUGAAAUUGAGAGAGCUAUUAAAGAAUCAAAAGCUUGUAUAGUUGUCUUGUCUGAGAAAUAUGCAAAUUCCAGAUGGUGCCUUGACGAGCUUGUGUUGAUCCUUGAGCAAAGGCGGAGCUUUAAUCAAUUUGUUUUACCGGUUUUUUACCAUGUCGAUCCGUCGGAUGUUAGGAAUCAAAGACAAAGUUUUGCGAUAGAUGUAGAUGAAAGAGCAGAAAAGUUAAAAUGGACCGAGUUUAAUGUCAAUCGAUGGAAGACAGCCCUUACCGAGGUUGCUGAUUUGUCCGGCAUGGUUGUUUCGGGGUCUGAAACAGACUUUAUCGCAGAAAUUGUUGGUACAAUCAACUCUGAACUAGAUUCGAAACUAGUUAGUACUCCAGCUCAUCUAAUUGGAAUGGAUUUGCGAGCUAAAUUUAUCAACUCUUGGUUGGAAAAUGAGCAAUCUGGAGAUAAUGUUUUAGCAAUUUGUGGCAUGGGAGGCAGUGGCAAGACAACACUGGCCCAGUUCAUUUAUAACUCAAACAAGCAAAAAUUUGGAAGCAACUCUUACCUUGAAGAGAUCGGAAAGCACUAUAAACAGUCUGAUGGUUUGCUUGGGUUACAGAAACAACUUCUCUCAGACAUUCUAGGGGAAAAGAAUGCAAGUAUAUCUAGUGUAUCUGAGGGUACAAGGAAGGUUGAAGAGGCCUUACAAGUGAAAAGGGUGCUUAUUGUUCUUGAUGACAUUGAUGAACAUGAUGAAUUAGGUGCUUUACUUGGAACAAGGGCUUUUUAUACACAAAGCAAGAUCAUAAUAACAACUAGGCUUUUAGAUAUACGUGCAUGGUUUGGGUCCAUAUCUUGGAGUUGCCGGGUGCAUGAACUUGAAUUGCUGAAUGAUCAUGAAUCAUUAGAGCUUUUAAGUUACCAUGCAUUUGGAUCCAAAAUUCCCAUGGAAGGUUUAAAGGAGCUCGCAGUACAAUUAACAAAGUAUUGUGGUGGAAACCCACUAGCUCUGAAAGUACUAGGUUCUUCUCUAUUUGUUGAUGCGGAAAACCCAAGCAAAAGAAGUAACAGAAUCGAGAUUUGGAGAAGUACAUUGAAUUCACUGAAUUCAUUGAAAGGAGAUCUUGAUUGUAAAAUCCAAGGUAUACUACAAAAGAGCUUUGACUCAUUGCCACAUGCCAGUAACAAAGAGUUGUUUCUCCAUAUUGCUUUUUUCUUUGUUGGUGAAUACGAGGGUUAUGUGGUAAAGAUAUUGGAGCAUGACUGGCAUGCAAAGGCUGGGAUCGUGACCCUCACUAACAAAUGCCUUCUUACCAUCUCACCAAGUAAAAAACUGAUGAUGCAUCAAUUGCUUCAAGAGAUGGCAAGAAACAUAGUUCUUCAGGAGUCCAGAGAUCCUGCAGCACGUAGUAGAAUCUCGCAAAAUGAUGAAUCUUAUCGUUUGUUGAGAAAAGGAGAGGGUUCGAAAACAAUUGAAGGUCUAGCACUUGACAUGCGAAAGCUAGAGGAAGGGAUGACAUCAAAUCCACCAACCCUUAAAACAACUUCACUUGUAAAAAUGGACAAACUGAAAUUGCUCAAGCUCCGAUAUGUGAGACUCACGGGGUCCUACAAAAAUUUUCCAGAAUUAAGAUGGUUACACUGGACUAAUUGUCGAUUGAAAAAAAUACCCUCUGGCUUAUUGGGGAGCAGCUUGGUGGCUGUAGAUAUGAGCAAUGGAUGGUUGAAGAAGUUUGAACCUCCCAUGGUUCUUAAUUCACUGAAGAUCCUCAAUCUUAAAUGGUCGCUCAAUCUUGUCAGUGUCCGCCAUCUUUCCCGACUUCCUAAUCUCGAGACUUUGAUUCUCUCGUACUGUUUCAGUCUCAGUGUGACUCAUGUUUGUGAAAGCAUUAGAGGUCUUAAGAAGCUUUUUCUACUGGACUUUGGAGGGUGUAAUCAACCUGGAAAGGUUGCAUCAAAGCAAUUGCAAAGGCUAAAAGCUCUAUGUACUGGUGGAGGAAUGCCACAACCGUUGUUGGUCCCAUUGCCAGACUCAUUAGAGUUUCUGUUUCUCAAUGAUAGCAACCUUGAUAUAAGCCAUGAUGAUCCAUCAUUUUUAAGUAAACAGUCAUCAUCGUUUUACAAACACAUGAAUUUUGGCAGUAAUCCGUUAAUGCUUCUGACCAAUUACACUAAUCAUAAAAUGCUUCGGGUGCUCGAUGUGAGUGGUUGUCCAAAUAUAGAGUCCCUCCUAUGUCUCCCAAGUACGCUAGAAGAGUUGUAUACUUCUUGGUGUUCUUCAUUGAAGAAAAUAACAUUCGAAUCUGCUAGGUUCAGAUUGCGGAAAUUUGAAUAUCUAGGUUGUGAAAAGUUGUUUGAAAUUCAAGGCUUUUUCAAAUUGGUGCCAUUAGCAAAGCUUGAUGAAGCAGAUUUGGGACAUAUGAAAUGGAUCAAAGCAUAUCAACAUACUAGGGUUGACCUUGCAGGUGAUGAUGUCAUUAGAUACGGUUGUCAUAUAAUGGUGUUGUAUGAAUACGGUAUAAUGAGCACAUAUCUGGCAGGCAUAAAGGAUCAAAGCAUGCCAAUGUCCAAGUAUAAGUCAUCAUCCUCGUGCUUAUCCUUUCGUGUGCCUUCUUGUCCUGAGAAAUUCAGGAUCCAAGGGUUAAAUGUAACCGUGUCAUACAGACUAACAGGCACAUCACACAAGGAUAAAGAUACAUGGGCUUUAUUCACCAAAGUUAGCAAUAUAACCAAGGGCCUUACUUGGAUGUAUAACCCUGCGAUCUACUGCAAACCGGGAGUAAAAGAUGUUGUGUGGUUAAGCUAUUGGCCCAUUGGGAACUUAUUAGACACUGGAGAUGAAAUCAAUGUGUCCAUCAUUGUGGGGGAUGGAUGGAUGGUAAACAGGUGUGGUGCCAGCCUUGCGUUCAUAGAUGAUGGUGAAGAAGAGUUAGAAUACUACAAAAAUUACAAGAAAGAGGAAGAAGUUAUUGGAGGAGAUCUAUCUGAAUUUGAGCUCACUACAGGAGCCUACUAUCUUUGUCGUCGCGAUUACUUGGAGUCAACCACCCAUGAUUGGUUAAAUAUAUUACUUGGUGAUACCAUUCCUCGUAAUUAUAGAUCCUUAUAUAACACUUCCAUAGACUUACGCGGAUGGAGAAAAUCUUAUCAAACAGACUACGGGGCAUCAUAUAUGGCGCGUAGAGCUUGGAGAGGUGACGCUUUUUCCGAGAAGGAUCCAACUAUAUACUUUUAA
This is a messenger RNA of Lactuca saligna, 3494 nucleotides long. The record is from the annotation of a GenBank genome assembly. Lineage: Eukaryota; Viridiplantae; Streptophyta; Magnoliopsida; Asterales; Asteraceae.